AUGUCACGCAUUACAAUCUUAUCCACUUCUUUACUUACAUACUUUUCUUUCUUUCUUUCUUUCUUUCUUUCUUUCUUUCUUUCUUUCUUUUCUUUCUUUCUUUCCACUCCCUCCCACCCCGUCUCUUCCUUCAUUCCUUAUGUCCUUCCUUCCGUUUUUCUUUAUCGUCUUUUAUUCUUUCUUCCUUCCUUAGAUUCCUUCCUUUUUUGUUUCAUUCCCUCUCUUCUUUCUUCCUCUACCUCCUUCAUUUUCUCUUUCCUCCUUACAUCUUUUUUCUUUAUUUCUUUUUUCGUUCUUUCUCUCUUUCUUAUUUCUUUCAUUCUUUCUUUUUCUUUUUCUGCCUGUCUUUCUUUCUUUCUUUCUUUCUUUCUUUCUUUCUUUCUUUCUCGUUUAAUUCAUUCUUUCUUUACUUCCUUGUUUUCUUUUUUCAUCCCACCCCGUCUCUUCCUUCCUUCCGUUUUACUUUAUCUUCUUUCAUUCUUUCUUCUUGACAUUCUUUCCUUUUCGCUUCCUUCCCUCUCUUCUUUCUUACUCCUUCUUCAACCUUCUUCGUUUUCUCUUUCUUUUUUUUCCCUUUUCAGGUUCUCACUAAAUCCAUUGGUCAAGAGAAUGUGA
Messenger RNA from Acanthosepion pharaonis, 615 nucleotides. Lineage: Eukaryota; Metazoa; Mollusca; Cephalopoda; Sepiida; Sepiidae. The record is from the annotation of a GenBank genome assembly.